CUUAUUCAUUCUUUAAUAAAUGGUUAAACAUAUUUGUACGAGGUGUUUCCUUUCUGAAGUAGUGAUUAUGUAGAAAACAUUUUAUUGAGAAACAAACAUUCUAAACCAGAGGUAGAGCUAGUUGCAAGAACGCUCGGGUCUCAAAGAGUUGAGUUGAAUAACAGGAUGUUAGUUUGGAUCUUGUAAUCAAAGGGCGAGACACAACCCACAGUGAGACAUUCACAUGCAAACCAGGAGUCCGACCACAACUCAGCAGAGGUAGAGCUAGUUGCAAGAAUGCUCGGGAUUCAAAUAAUUAAUUUGAAUAACAGGAUGUUGGUUGUGGACCUUGUGAUCUAAGGGAAACUUUUUUUUCAUUAGACACAACCCACAGUGAAACAUUCACAUAUAAACCAGGAGUCCGACCACAAUGGAGAUUGGUGACAUGAUUGAGAUCAACAGAGGUCAAUACAAACACUGGGCUCUGUACAUUGGACAUGGAAAGGUCAUCCAGUUGAUAACUCCAGAUGGACCUUCAAAAGUAGCUUUCUGCAGUUUUAGCUCAUUCAGCGGCAGUGUUGCCUGUAAAGGCACGGUUACAAUCGAGACAUUACAGGAUGUGGCAGCAGGGAAUACUUACAAAAUCAACAACUACCUGGAUGACGAGUACAAACCAAGGCCGACUGACGUCAUUAUGGGGGAUGUGGACAAAUUGAGAGGCAGCACAAUAAAAUAUGACCUCCUUGGAAACAACUGCGAGCAUUUUGUUACUUUCCUCCGUUAUGGCAAAUCAAAGUCCAAACAGGCAGAUGACUUCCUGAAGGAUGUGUUAACUGGUACUGCAGGCCUGCUUGGUGUACUGACUGCUUUUACUGCUUCUACAGCUGCUGCAGCAAGCACACUUAGUAAAUAAAUUCUUGGGUCAUUCAUGAGUCCAUGGAGAAUGUCAGUAAUGCAAAAUGUUGUGUAUUGCCUAAUGAAUAAAGGACCAUCUCAAAGA
Oncorhynchus mykiss (rainbow trout) is the source of this 979-nucleotide messenger RNA. Lineage: Eukaryota; Metazoa; Chordata; Actinopteri; Salmoniformes; Salmonidae. The record is from RefSeq and is a predicted model, not a curated record.